This is a messenger RNA of Danio rerio (zebrafish), 2101 nucleotides long. The record is from RefSeq and is a predicted model, not a curated record. Lineage: Eukaryota; Metazoa; Chordata; Actinopteri; Cypriniformes; Danionidae.
GGACGUGACCAGUUAAAAGAGCAAAAGAGAGAGAGAGAAAAUGAUAGAUGAAGCUGGGAGGUGCUGGACGGGCGAGCGAGUGAGCGAGAGAUAAGAGAGCGAGCGAGAGAGAGAAAGCGAGCAGUGCCAGAGGAAACACUCAGACAGAACAAAUGAGCAGCCGUGGCUCUGCUCCGCUACAGACGCUGAUAUCGGCACGCCGGCGAGAGCUCAGAUUACAGCCGGAGAGGAUCCCCGCUCCCUGAGAAACAGCCCAAGACUGACACUUUCUCUCAAGUGGGAUCUCCAAACCCAAAAACUAGCGAGUUUUUCCAGCUUUCGUGGUCGCAGAUCUCUCCACAUGCACAGAUCAUGGAUUCCCUCUUGACAGCAGCGGUGCAUGGAGAUCUGGACACCACCGAUUUGGACGUGUGAUGACCAUGGAGAGCAUGUUUAUCGGUAAUGCUUGUCAGAGUGGCCUAGUGCCAGCGCUGGUUCGAGCUCCUCUUCCCGCUGUGCCCUCCUCUUUGGGCAUGAAGCACUUUGUCCCUUUUGCUUUGGAUGGCGGCUCUGCGCUCAGCCUCAUUCCCAGCUUCAGCAGCAUGAAUGCAGUUCAGAAAGCUGUUUUGCAUCACACGAUCAGCACUUCGGCCCCCUCAAAAAGAAAAGCAAUGUCGUGUGGCGUUUGCCAUCUGAGGUUCAACUCGCAGAGCCAGGCUUUGGCCCACUACAAAGGCACCAAACAUGCCAAGAAGCUCAAAUCCUUGGACGCCCCCAAAUGCCUGAAACACAAGAGCUCCUCAGCAAGCAGGGAAAACACCAACAAGGAGCUUCCCAAAGGCCUCGUGCCCUCUACAGUGGCCUACAGUGAGGACAGAAAAGGUGGAGAUGCAGGAGCUCUCGUGGCCCCUUCAUCACCCUCUUCGGCUCCAGCGUCUGGCCCCAGCACUGACUCCACAGAGUCUGCUUCAGUAUCAGGAGAAGAGGACGGUUCCUCCUGCACACCCGUCCCGCCUGAAUCAGAGGAGAACCACAGCGGGACAAGUCCAGAGUCCGAGACGGAGGAUGAGAAAGCCCUGCGUCUGCUCUACUGCUCUCUCUGUAAAGUGGCGGUGAACUCUGUGUCACAGCUGGACGCGCAUAACAGCGGCACCAAACACAAAACCAUGCUGGAGGCUCGAAGCGGCAACGGCUCCAUCAAAUCCUUCCCCAGGACUGGGCAGAAGAGCAAACUCCCCACCGAUGCCUCUAAAACAGCAGACACCGGCCUGCAGAACAAGACAUUUCACUGUGAAACCUGCGACGUGCGUGUCAAUUCAGAAACGCAGCUCAAACAGCACAUCAGCAGCAGACGCCAUAAAGACAGAGCUGCAGGAAAACCAGCCAAACCCAAGUUCAGUCCCUACACCAAAACCCAGAGAGGAGCCAGCAAACAGACACAGGUGAAGAUGCCGGUUGGUAAAGAUCUGUGCUCUCCUCUGACCACCAGAAUAAUGCCGUCCCACCUGGCAGCUGUCGCGGCAGCAGCCGCCUCCAUUGGCUCCACCUUCCCGCUGCGUGCCUGUCAUAACCCCACCCUCUUUCAGACUCAGUCCCUCCCCGCUGCGCUGCUCCGCCCUGCUCCAGGGCCAAUCAGAACUGCUCACACACCUCUGCUCUUUGCCCCCUACUGACCUUUAAACUAUGACUUUCACCUCUAAAGCACCAUAUCGCAAUAAUUUAAAAACAAGACUCAAACCAGGUAACUAUGCAUCGUCAUUUACAUGUGACACACGUGUGAUGUCAAGCUAUAAAUGUGGAUUUUGGAUGUUUUUUUUUGGUACGGAACACAUUCAUCAUCAUCAUCAUCAUCAUCGCCGCUUAUGAGCACAGGAUUGACUUGUAAAUUUAAGGUGAGUUGGGGAACACAGAGGUGUUAAUUAUGGGGUGAAUGGAAAGUGUGUUUCUCUGCUGUUUUGCACUUUAAGCUUUUCUGUUGGUGCUUUCGGUGCUUUAGAUUUAGACUAGAUCUCUUCCUGUUUUCCAGCUGUUACUGUACUGUAACCAGGUCAUCAGGGCUUAAUUUCUCAAUGGACCCUUUUCACGUUCCUGUGAUUCUCCAUUAAAUAUGUUUCUGAAUGAA